AUGCAUCACAAUGAAGCCGCGUAUCAUCAGAAGGGGGAACAACACCUGCAGGUUAACAUGGAGGUGGCCAAACAGACGCUGAGGAAGAAGUGGAGUGACAGUCAUAAUGGGCCUUUGCGGGAUAUCUAUUCGAAGGAUGGACAGGCAAAAAAGGAAAGUUGGGGGGAAGAGAAACAUUGUAGGGGAGGCCAAAUGAAGAACCACACACCUCCGAACAGCAACGCGAUUGAUGCGAAACUAAGUAGCCUACGGUCCACGUUUCGUAACUCUUACGUCAACGUACUAUAUUUUAAAAAAUUGAAAUUAAAUAAAAAAUUGUUCGAAAAAAUGAAAAACAAAAAUAUUGUCAUAUAUUUAAAGUAUAAAGAAACAACAUGCACAAGUAAAGACAUCCAAGUCACCAACUCGGAAAUAGCUAAUUUAUAUUUGAGCUUUCUCGUUACCGCGCCCCUCGCAAAAAAUGAAAAACAAAUUAUCAAAAUAUACAUAAAAUAUUUUAAAGACAAGAAAUAUAAAAUUCUUUCAUUUGGAUUUGUUGAAUUAAAUUUUGAGGAGUUCACGGAAAAAUUUUAUAAAAAAAAAAGCUACAUGUUAUGUUACGACAAAAAUAGCAAUAAAUAUGUCUUUGGCUACUUCGUGUUGUUGUUGGCCAAUCAGAUAAAGUGGACCAUAUGCAACAGGAAAAUUUCGCAUGAGUUCACUGACAAAUCUUACUUCGUUUGGGAUAGAAAUAAUUAUGAUCAUCAGAUUUUUUACAUUUGUAAAAAAAUUCAGAGUUUUUUAUUGCAAUCUGUUCGCUCCCGAGGGGGUAGUCAGGGGCACACCUUUCAAAGCCGCGCCCUGCUCAAGCAUUUCGGCGUCACGCACAGCUGCCCGGGGACGUUCAGGUGGAGGCGAUCACAGGAAAGGAAACCCGCUGGGGGAAGCACGUCUAGCAGCGCGGGGGACCAAGAAGGGGGGAACUGCGAAGGGAGUGAAACACAGCGGAAGACAGAAGUUUGUGGGAGUGAGACUCAUUUGAAAACCGCCCUACGCGGGAGUGAGCCCCAUCAGAAGAUUGCCCUGUGCGAGAGUGAAACCUAUCAGAAGGGCGCCUUAUUUGAGAGUGAGCCCCAUCAGAAGACCGCCCUGUGCGAGAGUGAAACCCAUCAGAAGGGCUCCUUAUGUGAGAGUGAAACCCAUCAGAAGGCGGCUUUAUGUGAGAGUGAGCCCCAUGGGAAGACCGCCCUAUGCGGGUCCUUAACGCGCAUGCUGGAUACGUCCCCAAGUGAAGGGAGCCAUAAAGGCGAACGAAGCGCGCGAGACAACCAAGACGAUGUCAUCAAAAAGAGACCCUCAAAAAAGGGUCCAGAAGAACCGGGUACAAAUGGCCAUCAAGUGGAAGAGUCAUACGAGCCAAACGAGCCCAACCCUUUGCCCCCCGCGGAACCUAUUCAUAUCGAAAAAUGUGCCACUGAUGAAGCGGAAAAGUGCGUCCCAUAUGCGGCGCAGUACGAUGCCACCCACUGCCUGGAAAACAUAACCGCAGGUCCCUUCUCUUCAACGGAGGAUCUGGAUCAAACAAUGCAAAAGGAGAAUAUUCCAAGUUGCGCUGAAGACGGUCGAGUGGUGGGAACAAUCACACACGAGCAAAGCAGCAGUGUAGAAGUGCAUAUCGAUGCGUAUAAACACUCCGAGUUGCGCGAAAAGAGCAGAUCUUACUCCGAUGCGCGGGACGCUUACUAUGAAAAGCAGAAGGUAGAAAAGGACGAGCCGCUGGGGAAAAAUUCUUUUGAUUUAAUUCUAUGCAAAAAGGUGGAAAAUAUUUUAAACAAUGAUGUAGACCAUUUUGUAGAGGAAGUCCAAUUUAUUCUCACACACUUAAAAAAAAGGAUCAUAAAAACAAAUGAAUUUUUUUCGAGCCAGCUAAAAGAAGGGUACCCUGACGUUGAAGUGGUAGAGGAACACCAUGCCGCAGAAAAGGAAGACAUGAAAAACGAAGAGGAUGAAGAUAAAAAAAAAAAAAUCCCCAUUGCCCAUCUCACAAAUGGUGAAAAACAAAGUCAACAGAACUGUAACAUAAAUAAGGACAUACUUACCAUUUUGCAAAAUUGUGUAAACACGACUUCGCUUUAUAUUAAAUCCGUUUUGAAGGACAAACAUGUAAGCAAACAGGAGAAGGACAUUUUUGUCGUGUACGAUGAUAUCGUAGAUAAUAUAAAAAAGGCACUAUCCGAGUUUCUGCAAGAGGGCACAACAUCACAUGAGCAGAAUUUAAAUAUUUCGCAAAUCAAGUCGAUAAAUUUGGGAAAAAAAAAGAAAGAAAAAAAAUUUACAAAAAAGAAAAGCCAAUCUGACUCGCCUAAAAUGUGUGCCCUUCAUAAAGAGAGCCAUGUAUCGUCCGAAAUGAGCAUUGGCGAGGGUUCGCGCGACAAACUCAAGAGCUACAUCGGCAGACACGUUUCGACGGCCUUGCGAUACUAUGAGGAUAAGUGGAAGCGCAAGUUAUCUGGAGCUCGCAGCUACGUCUGA
Plasmodium inui San Antonio 1 is the source of this 2511-nucleotide messenger RNA. RefSeq lists its product as hypothetical. The transcript has a single exon. The coding region runs from base 1 to 2511 and encodes 836 amino acids. NCBI's taxonomy places the organism in Eukaryota, Apicomplexa, Aconoidasida, Haemosporida, Plasmodiidae. The record is from RefSeq and is a predicted model, not a curated record.